CAGCGCACACGUGUUUCCAACAUGUCUGCCUACCGUGUUGUUGUGCGUUGAGAUUCCAUGAGCUGUUUUAUUUCUUAAUCUACGCAGUAAAGUUAUCGACCUCAGGUGAAAACAGCGUUAAAGGUUCAGGAUGGCUCAGAGAAAGAAGAAAAUGACGAAGAAGAAGAGACACACAGCGGGCAGAGAGCCGGAGGCUGACUCUGACAGCGGGGACUUUGAACUGGCUGCUGAAAUUAAGGACGAUGAUUCUCCAGGAAGGAAACUGCCGCGGUUCCCUACAUCAUCAGACCACAUGUCAGAUGUGGAGCUUGACACCAGGCAGCUGGUCAGAGCCCAAAACAAGAAGAAAAAGAAGUCUGGAGGCUUUCAAUCAAUGGGUCUCAGUUACCCUGUAUACAAAGGAGUCAUGAAAAAAGGAUACAAAGUCCCAACUCCAAUCCAAAGAAAGACUAUCCCUGUGAUUUUGGAUGGCAAGGAUAUAGUAGCCAUGGCCAGGACUGGCAGUGGUAAGACAGCUGCUUUCCUGGUUCCUAUGUUUGAGAAGCUGAAAGCCCCUCAGCCCUGA
Messenger RNA from Seriola aureovittata, 565 nucleotides. RefSeq names its product ATP-dependent RNA helicase DDX54-like. Lineage: Eukaryota; Metazoa; Chordata; Actinopteri; Carangiformes; Carangidae. Gene Ontology annotation, molecular function: RNA helicase activity; nucleic acid binding; ATP binding. The coding region runs from base 131 to 565 and encodes 144 amino acids. The record is from RefSeq and is a predicted model, not a curated record. The transcript is spliced from 4 exons.